Molecule: messenger RNA, 1177 nt
Organism: Dermacentor andersoni
Lineage: Eukaryota; Metazoa; Arthropoda; Arachnida; Ixodida; Ixodidae
Product: meteorin-like protein
Molecular function (GO): hormone activity
Source: RefSeq, a predicted model, not a curated record
GGCGCACGCGGACAGCCUCUGUUCGUCGGCGCUGCCUGCGCGAGUUCGCCGUCGAACUUCUCCGAUGCUUUGACUGCGAGGAUGAAAACAGUGCGUUACCAGCGGAUCGCCAGGAUGACGCGCGUAGUCAGGCUGCUGGCAGCGGCGGUAAUGCUGCCGGUGGUCCAGAACGCUGCGAUCCGUCGUUCCCCGAAGGAGAGCAGUCGCCACAUGUCCUGCGACUGGACGCAAAGUGGUCUAGGGCAGUCCCCCGAAGACGUGCUUCCUGUAUACCUGAGCUCGUGCGAUUCCGGCACGGUCCGCUGGAGCUACCCUCGCGGGGCUCUGCGCAUCGUGAUACGCGGUCCACCAUCGCAGCGAGAGUUCCAAGCCUGCUUCCGGGUCGCAGCUGACAGUUCCGGGGCGUUGGUGUACGCGGAGACCGCUCAGGGCAGCCUCGUUCCGGGACCUGGCGUACGGGCCAAGUGCGUGCUCUCCAACCGAGGCUCCGCGGUCGUCUACGCCGUGGCCUCGGCUGCCCGAACGGGCAAGAGGGCUAAGCUAACCCUGACGUACACCACGAGCCAGCCCGUGGCGUCGUUCGAGAGGCUCGAAGGAUGGGAAGACUGCCGACCCUGCACGGAAACAGAGCUGCGUGAAAGUUACUGCCUUGGCGAUUUAGUUGCAGAAGCUACAGUGCGGAAUGCCACGCUCCACUCAGACCGGCAGACCAUCUACUGGUGGCUGUCCGUCACGCGAACCCACCGUGGGCGCAUGCCCGACUACGUCACGAGGCCUGCAAGGUGCGGCUUUCCUCGUGACACGCAGGAGCCUCGUCUAAUACUGGCCAGGUGGCACCUGGGCCGCCCGAUUGUCACGUGUGCCCCGAAACUGCUGCAGUGGAAAAGGCUAGUGGGGCAGGACAGGGUGCAGUGCAAUUAUGAAACCAACGAUUCUAGUCAUCUGGUGAGGUGACCGUGGGAACAACCGCUCUCGCUGUGGAUGUACAGUUUGUGUAGUGUGGCCGCAUUCAGAAGCAGAUAUCUGUGAUCUCAACAACCGUGACGGCGUUGUCGUCCUGGAAGUGAAGCUUCGCAGCCAUGGCAGCUAUAAGCUACACUUCAACCCGGCUCCCCCUCUAGUCAUCUGCGGAAACUCUACAGGCGGUGGCAUGAGAUCAAAAAAUAAAUAUUGUUUU